CAGCCACCACGAACAGCAAAGGUCAAUAUCCAACACAGCCUACCUACCCUGUGCAACCUCCUGGGAAUCCAGUAUACCCUCAGACCUUACACCUUCCUCAGGCUCCACCCUACACAGACGCUCCGCCGGCGUACUCAGAGCUCUAUCGUCCAAGCUUUGUUCAUCCAGAGGCUGCCACAGUCCCCACCAUGUCAGCUGCGUUUCCUGGCGCCUCUCUGUAUCUGCCCAUGGCCCAGUCUGUGGCUGUUGGGCCUUUAGGCUCCACUAUUCACAUGGCUUACUAUCCAGUCGGUCCCAUCUAUCCACCUGGCUCAGUAGUGCUGGUAGAAGGAGGGUAUGAUGCAGGUGCCAGAUUUGGCACUGGCGCUACCGCUGGCAACAUUCCUCCUUCACCCCCUGGAUGCCCUCCCAACGCUGCUCAGCUUGCAGUCAUGCAUGGAGCCAACGUCCUUGUGACUUAGCGCAAGGGAAACUUCUUCAUGGGUGGCUCAGAUGGUGGCUACACCAUCUGGUGAAGAACCGUGGCCACGCCUGUGCCGGGAAAGACAUCACGUACCUUCAGCACUUCUCACAAUGUAACUGCUUUAGUCAUAUUAACCUCAAGUUGCAGUUUAGACACAUGUUUUUGGGGGUGUCUUUCUGGUGUCCAAACUUUGAGGCACUUUUCAAAUUUAAUAAGGAACCAUGUAAG
This is a messenger RNA of Chionomys nivalis (European snow vole), 691 nucleotides long. Its product is annotated as DAZ-associated protein 2-like. Bases 189 to 461 code for a protein of 90 amino acids. The transcript has a single exon. NCBI's taxonomy places the organism in Eukaryota, Metazoa, Chordata, Mammalia, Rodentia, Cricetidae. The record is from RefSeq and is a predicted model, not a curated record.